CAAGCAGACGACGCGAGUGUGCCUAAGUUCAAACCUGAAAAUGAGUGAUUGCGGUGAUACGUCGGUAACAGAAUUACGUCAUAGUUUAUUGAAUGUUGUUCAAGAACCUGUUGUAUUCGAUAAUAUGAUCACAAAUUGGGAAAUAUUGUCUUGGGACAUGGAACAAUGGGCGAGUAAAUUAGGCGACAAGAAACUGCCAUUCAGGGUUGGAUUAAACAAAGCAGCCCCACUACCGCAAUGGGAGCAUGAAUGUCAACAGGAGAAACUGACUCUUUGUGAAUUUAUCAAAAUGUCCAACUUUAAUGAUACGGAGGCUCCAAAACAAUGUAAGAAAUGGUGGUACUUUGACUACAAGUACAUGCACGAAUGGUUUCAAGAAUAUCCAGAAAUAUUACAGACGGUGGACUGGGGAACCCUAGGAUUCCCGGAAUAUGGUGGUGCAGAGUCUACACUGUGGCUUGGCAGCAAAGGUGCACAUACCCCGUGCCACAUAGAUGUGUACGGUUGCAAUCUGGUGGCACAGGUGCUAGGCAGGAAACAGUGGUACUUAUUUCCACCAACUAGGAAUGAUGAAAUGUUGCCCACACGUAUCCCUUAUGAAGAGUCUAGUAUCUUCAGUAUGCACAACUUCUAUUGUCCAUCUGCUAAAAUCACACAAGCAGAUUUAUCUGGAGUACGGGUAGUGACUCUAAAUCCUGGCCAAGUUCUCUUUGUUCCUCGCCAUUGGUGGCACUACGUUGAGAAUCUUGACACAGCUAUCAGUAUUAACACAUGGAUACCACUGGAAGCUGAUGAUGAGGCUCGUGUAGAAGAAUCAUUAGUUCGUCUUAUGAUGGCCAUGGCGUGCAAGAGUAGCACUGAUCCACAGUCUUUCUUGAACCCUAAUGAGGUUGACUUGCCAGUCUCUCCACUUGAAGAUACUCUUCAGCUAGUGCAGAUAAGCUUGGAGAGGCACACACAGAAUAAAACCUCUGAAGAUGUGACCACAUCUGACACACACACUACUGCUGAUAAGUUAGUGAGCACUACAGCAAGCAAAGAAGAAAAAGAAGACAAAAGUAAAAUAUACUCCACCAUAAGUAAAACGGCUUUGAAUAUUGUACCUACUUGCCCAGUAGCAGAUUUUCAGCAGUUGUUGCUUGAUAAAUGUAAAAACGUACCUUUUGAUAAAUCGGACUCUGAGAAGAAUUGUCAAAGAACACUGUUAGAAGAGUGUCUAAAUGCAUUUUGCCACCCAACAGUCAUCGCAGCAGUCAGAGAUGUACUUCUGAAAACAGAUAAACAGACAAAUUUAAGAUGACAGGAACUGACCUUCUCAUUAAUAUUUUUGUACAAGGCAACACAGUCAACCAUUUCCAAAACCCAUUCGCAUCAUAUUUUAUUUCCUCUUUUCUUUCUGGUCCAUGUAAGAGUUUCCUGCAGUUAAAUUUGUUAUUUGGUGUUCCAUUAAUUGCAAUGAAUUAUGUAAUUGUGUAAAGAAUGUUUCGUUAAAUAAUAUGUACACUCAAUAGAAACUUUAAAAUGCUUAGACAGAUAAGUGAAGAUGCAAUUUUACCACUUCAAAUUAGUUGUUAAUUAGAAGAUGCAGAGUCUGCUGUGUCUGUCAGAAAAAUGAGCAAUGAUUUCAGUGUGAUAUCCAUUGUAUAACUGUUUUGUUGUCUCUUUCUUCCUUUUUUUUAAGUACAUGUGUUUUGCAUAUUUUUAUAAUAAAUUGUAGGAUUUUACAAGCCUUAUGGUAAUUCCACAUCUACGUACAUACUCAACAAACCAUUGUGAAAGACAUAGCAGAGUGUUCUCAGCAUGAUACCACAUGUCAGGGUUCCUUCCCAUUCCUAUCACAUAUGAAGUGAGGGAGAAACCAAUGCAUAAAUGCCUCUGUGUAUACUGUAAUUUUUCUAAUUGUCUCUUCAAGAUUUGUGUGUGA
Schistocerca nitens (vagrant locust) is the source of this 1924-nucleotide messenger RNA. RefSeq names its product HSPB1-associated protein 1 (gene HSPBAP1). The transcript has 7 exons. Gene Ontology annotation, molecular function: 2-oxoglutarate-dependent dioxygenase activity. The record is from RefSeq and is a predicted model, not a curated record. NCBI's taxonomy places the organism in Eukaryota, Metazoa, Arthropoda, Insecta, Orthoptera, Acrididae. Bases 41 to 1300 code for a protein of 419 amino acids.